This is a messenger RNA of Morone saxatilis (striped sea-bass), 1258 nucleotides long. RefSeq names its product solute carrier family 22 member 13. The transcript has 2 exons. The record is from RefSeq and is a predicted model, not a curated record. The coding region runs from base 5 to 463 and encodes 152 amino acids. NCBI's taxonomy places the organism in Eukaryota, Metazoa, Chordata, Actinopteri, Moronidae.
GGGUAUGUGUGCAGGUGAGCCGGUGCUGGUGAUGAGUCUGGCUCUGCUGGGGAAACUCUGCAUCCUCGCUGCCAUCUUCAUCUCCAUCCUGUACAGCAUCGAGCUGUUCCCCACCGUGGUCCGGCAGCGCUGCGUGUCCGUGGUCAACUUGUCGUUCCGGCUCGGCUGUCUGGUCAACUCCCUCGUGCCGCCCAACUCCAACGGAGCCAUCUCAUUGGCCGCCAUGGUGGUGUACAGCAGCGGGCCGAUCGCGGGCUGCGGGCUGUGUCUGCUGCUGCCGGAGACCAGCGGCGUCCCGCUCCCUGAUUCGGUGGAGGACUGUGACAGGCAGCCUCGGCCCCGCCCACCCAGCAUGGGCGCCCUCUGGAGGACAUGGAAGUUGGUGAGCAGCCAAACCAGGAAAACGGAGAUCCUCCCCGCAGAGAAAGACGACACGCACGCACCGAGCACGGGACUGAUCUGAGCACGCUCAGUUGGACUCUGUAAUGAACAGCUUGUCUUCUGUUUUUUUUCUGUGUUUUAAAUUAAAGACCAAAGACGAGUUUCUGAUUUCACCUGACCUGCUGUUGGCGUUGAGCCCCGCCCCCUUUUGGGUGAAAUUGUACCUUUUUUUUUUAUAGAUAAAUAGUUUGUUUUGGUCCAAUGUGACGUUACUGUAAACUAAGUUCCCAAACUUAUUAGCCCCAUUUAGCAAGAAAACAAUAAGAUUCUGACAUAUUAAUUAUUUUCUAAACUAUGUUUUAUAAUAAUAAUAAUGAAUUAAUACACAUAAUAUGUGUAUUAUUCAAUACGCAAAUACGUUUGCGCGCUCUCAUGAAGACUUUUAUUUUCUUGUUGUUGUCACUUUGUUCUGUUUUCAUCAGUGUGAAAAUAAACUGGACAUCAUGAAGUAUUGAAACAUCCUCGGUUACUAGUUUACAGACGAGCUGCUCUUUAAGGUAAACAUUAGCAGUGCAGCAGAGGCUCAUGGGAAUUAGUUCUGCAGAUAGUUUAGGAAAUAAAUGAAGUUUAAAAGUGGAACCGAGACAAGAAGGAAACAGGUGGUUUUAUCUGAUAUUAAAUUGAGCAGUUAUUUCAAGGAAAUGCUUUUUAUUCCCUAAAAUUUGUACAAACAUACUUAGAAAACUACAAAGCUGUAAAAUAAAGUCUUUAUUUUCAUUAUAGAUUAAUAUGCUGAUUAUUUUAUUAACUGAUUCUUUUUGUCGUCUAUAAAACAGAAAAAUAUCAAGUUGUCCAUUAAAGUAUCUCAGAGAACAAA